Molecule: messenger RNA, 2023 nt
Organism: Exophiala dermatitidis NIH/UT8656
Lineage: Eukaryota; Fungi; Ascomycota; Eurotiomycetes; Chaetothyriales; Herpotrichiellaceae
Product: methionyl aminopeptidase
Exons: 6
Coding region: 129-1595 (488 amino acids)
Biological process (GO): proteolysis
Molecular function (GO): metalloaminopeptidase activity
Source: RefSeq, a predicted model, not a curated record
UUUCUACUCACCAUACUACCUGUAAUUACUGCGAAUCCCCUCCUCGCCCAUUGUGCCCUUCUGCACGCAAUACAGCCUGACGAAGAACACUCGGCAACGUCAACAGAUCAGACUUCUGUCAUGCAAGCAUGGGUUCCAAGACUCCACAUAAUGAUGACGGCCAGCAACAUGACAUUCCAUCCGGGAACGGGUCGUGUGCCGCUGGUGGAGAGGCACGAGGCAACCACAUCUCACGAGAUGGAGAUGGAUGCAUGGGCAGUAAAGGCGCCACCGACGACGACGACGACGAUGACGACAACGACAACAACGGCGACGAGUCUCAGGCCACCUUAAUGAAUGGCACUGGCACAGCCGCCGUUUCCUUGACAGACCCAAGCAAUUCUGCUGAUCACAGCAAGAAAAAGAAGCGCAAAAAGUCCAAGAAGAAGAAGAACAAGACAUCUGCUGCGCUGAAGCAGUCGGAGCCCCCGAGGAUCCCACUGGACGAUCUCUUCCCUUCCAAUGUCUACCCAGUCGGCGAGCUUUUGGACUACAACUACGGCGGCCCUGCGGCCGACACCACCGCCCGGGCCAAACCCGCUGAAGUGCGGUACAAUGGACGACUUUCUCUGCUGGAAGACAGUACAUUCCUGAACAACUAUCGCAAAGCGGCUGAAAUACAUCGUCAAACCCGACAUUGGGUUCAGAAAUCGGUCAGACCAGGUCAAACACUUACAGAGAUCGCGGUUGGAAUCGAGGACAGUGUUCGAGCGCUCCUGGGCAAUGCUGGCCUAGAGCCCGGACAGAGCCUCCAAGCGGGCAUGGGCUUUCCCACGGGACUUUCUCUGAAUAACUGUGUGGCCCAUUAUACGCCCAACCCAGGCCAGAAGGAAGUCGUGCUUCAACACGAGGACGUGAUGAAAGUGGAUUUCGGCGUCCAUAUCAAUGGUUGGAUCGUCGAUAGUGCGUUCACCAUGGCUUUCGAUCCCAUGUACGACAAUCUUCUGGCCGCGGUCAAAGAUGCUACCAAUACUGGUAUCAGGAAUGCCGGAAUUGACGUCCGCAUCAGCGACGUAAGUGCAGCAAUCCAAGAAGCCAUGGAAAGUUACGAAGUCGAAAUCCGUGGCAAAAUGUAUCCGGUCAAGCCGGUGCGUAACAUUUGCGGCCACGAUAUUAAACAUUAUCACAUCCAUGGCCAGAAAACCAUUCCAUUCAUCAAGAACUCGAGUCAAACCAAAAUGGAAGAAGGCGAGAUCUUUGCCAUUGAAACGUUUGGAAGUACUGGACGUGGCUAUACUAGGGAUGGUCCUGGCAUCUACGGAUACGGUUUGAGCGACGAUGCUCCGGCGCGUGCGACAUUUCCUCUCAGCUCGGCGAACCGUCUGUACAAAACGAUCAAGGACAUUUUUGGCACCAUUGUUUUCUGCCGGCGUUACCUUGACCGUCUGGGAUGCCAGCGGUAUCUGGCUGGGCUCGAUCACCUUGUUUCGAAUGGCAUACUCGAGGCGUACGCACCGUUGAUGGACAUUCCUGGAUCUUAUUCUGCCCAAUUCGAACAUACGAUCUUGUUGCGCGAGUCGCAAAAGGAAGUUCUUAGUCGUGGCAACGACUACUGAUGCUUGACUUCUCCAUGACAAGAGAGGUUGAGACUUGGGACGCUCGAUUGCCGCCGCGGCGGUUUCCUUGCCGUUGAACUCAAACGUUAGGGUUAUGGCUCGUCUCCUGCAUUGUCAUUGUCUCAAGCUGAGGCUGGUCUCAACACCGGCAAACUUGGAACCUAUGCUGCAGUGGUCACAACACCACAAGCAGCAAAACAAAUUAAAACUGGUUUCAACACCAACUAGUUGGCAGGACUACUUUCAACAUAGUCCUUACGAAAACGGAGAAGGGCUGAACUGAAUUCAACACAGUUCCUGGAAGAUGAGACGGAGAUGGAGGCGCAGAUGAUUGUUUUUACAAUAUCACUAGUAAUAAUAGUGAUGACACUCUCAUUUUGUCAUUUUGAAAACCGAUUACACAACAUAACAUAGCUUGUGUUCUUGAA